Sus scrofa (pig) is the source of this 11373-nucleotide messenger RNA. Lineage: Eukaryota; Metazoa; Chordata; Mammalia; Artiodactyla; Suidae. The record is from RefSeq and is a predicted model, not a curated record.
UUUUUUUUUUUUUUGCUUUUUAGGGCUGAACCCGCAGCAUAUGGAAGUUCCCAGGCAAGGGGUUGAAUGGGAGCUGCAGCUGCCAGCCUAUGCCACAGCCACAGCCACAGCCACAUGGGAUCUGAACCACAUCUGUGACCUAUGCCACAGCUCACGGCAACCCUGAAUCCUUAACCCACUGAGCGAGGCCAGGGAUCAAACCUGUAUCUUCAUGGAUACUAGUCGGGUUUGUCACCACUGAGCCACAACGAGAACUCUACUUUUAAUCGCGGUAUCUAUAUCUUCUGUGAGUGUUGCUAUUGUCUCGUUUUCUUCUGGUUUCAGGUCACGAGUUUCGAUCUUUUGAUCGACUGCCAGAUAUUGUUUUUGAAAAACCGUUAGAGAACAUUGGUGGCCCUUCAUGGUGUUAUUUCCUUUCGGAGAGGGUUUACUCUUGCUUCUGGCAGAGCGUGAGAGGGCGUCAGCUGAUGAGGGCUUCAGUUGACUCGAGCUGGAUUUGGGUCUUGAUGAGGGUUGGUCUCUUUCUGGUCUCUUCCUGGUCCUAGGCUGUGGUCUUUGUCGAUCCAACUCUCUCCUCUUUGUGAGCCCUGAAUUCCAGGGUCUGUUUCUCGCCAGCCCCAGAAGAUUGCCAGAAGCUAUGCUCAGCUUCUCAGCCUCUUUCUGGUCUGCUUUGCAGACCACAUUUAUAGCAACAACUUGCGUGUGAGAAAAAAAAACAAACCACUGCAUUAUGUUUAUCUCACCUCUCUAGGAUCCUGAAACCUCAAACCCUGACUGUCAACGCCUUCAAAUCAAAGGUGUUUUUUUUCUUUUGAUUUUAUCCAGUUUUUGUUAAAACUGUUCUUGGCAGAAGGGUAAAUCUGCAACAAGCUAGCAAUAGAUGCAAUAAGCUAGAAAUCUAUAUUCCCAUUGUAUUUCUUUUUUCCUUUUUGGCCACCCCCACAACAUAUGGAAUUUCCUAGGCCAGGGAUCGAAUCCUAGCUGCAGCUGUAAACUAUACCACAGUUACAGCAACACUGGAUCCUUAACCCACUGCCCUGGGGCUGGGGAUCAAAACAGCAUCUCCCCAGAGACAAGCUGGACCAUUAAGCCACUGUUCCCCCACAGGAACGCCUCCAUGUUGUAUUUUUAAUGUAGGAUUUUCAGCCAGCCUCCAUUGCUAACUCUGCUCAACUCCCUGUGUUUCUCUGUUUCUGGGCUCCUGGGUCCCUGCUUUUGGUGUCAUCAGUUGGAUGGAGGCCCCUCCUGGCUUCUCACUGCCUUAGAUUUCCCCGAAGUUCUUAUAUCUGCUCUCUGCCCAGAGGUCUGGAAGAUCCUAGAGGCAUUUGCAGCCUGUCCAGGAAAAGGUGUGUGGUGGGAAAAGAGGAAUUAGAAUCUAGAGUGUGGCACAAGAGGUGAUUUUUUAAAAAAUCUCUUUGAGCUAGUCUCUGGAUUUCUAUCUAUGUGUUUGGUUGUUUGUGUAUAACGGCUUGUGUGUAUGUGUGUGUGUGAGAGAGAGAGAGAAUAUGGGUCUGAGUAUUCACGUGUGUAUGUCUGGCAUUGUCCACAGGUGCUGGAGAGUGUGCUGGGUGUGUGCUGAUGUAUGGCGUGUGUGCUUUUAUGUCUUUCUGUGACUGAGGGAUUUGGGGGCCACCUCCCCAUAAUAGGUUAGCAGAAGUGGUGAGGGAGGCGCAAAUGGGAUCACCAGGGCCAGUGGGGAGAACAUGAAGUGGCCAAGGACAGACCCCAGGGAACACAGAGUUUAAAGGUAAGGCAGAGGAGUUCCCAUUGUGUCACAGUGGUUAAUGAAUCUGACUAGGAACCAUGAGGUUGCGGGUUUGAUCCCUGGCCUUGCUCAGUGGGUUAAGGAUCCAGCGUUGCCGUGAGCUGUGGUGUGGGUUGCAGACGGGGCUCGGAUCCUGCAUUGCUGUGGCUCUGGUGUAGGCUGGUGGCUAUAGCUUCGAUUCGACCCCUAGCCUGGGAACCUCCAUAUGCCGUGGGUGUGGCCCUAGAAAAAGACCAAAAAAAAAACCUAAAUAAAUAAAUAAAUAAAGGUCAGGCAGAGAAAGGAGGAGGAGUCAGUCAGGAAUGGAGAGAGAGAAGAAGCAGACAGAGUUAGAAAAAGCAUAAGAAGGGGAGUUCCCAUUGUGGCUCAGCGGGUUAUGAAUCCAACUAGUAUCCAUGAGGAUGCGGAUUUGAUCCCUGGCCUUGCUCAGUGGGUUAAGGAUCCAGCGUUGUGGUGAGCUGUGGUGUAGGUGGCAGACUCAUCUCAGAUCCCGUGUUGCUGUGGCUGUGGCAUGGGCUAGCAGCUGCAGCUCUGAUUUGAUCCCUAGCCUGGGAACUUCCAUAUGCCAUAGGUGUGGCCCUUAAAAGCAAAAAGAAAGCAUAAGAGAAAUGAAUUUCAAGAAGAAAGUGUCCAGUAUAGGUGAGACUAAAAAGUACCCAUUUGAUUUAGCCCCGGAGAGAGUUAGAAGACUGGAAGGGGGGUGGAAUAAGAGCACUAGAGUUGAGCAGGUGUGUGCAGUUACCCACAGAAGUGUGGGUAACUCUUUGAGAAGGGAAGGUGGAAGCUGAGAGGUUGCUGAAGGGAGAAGGGACAGCCAGGAAUUUUUCAGACAUUAGUGAAAAUGCAAGUAAUGAGGCUUCCACCACCAGGAGGCAGCACUUGUAUUGGACAGGCGCUGGCUGGCACCCGCACAGAUGCACACAGCAAUAAAGACUCAAACAUGCAGACAGACACAAAAAACCCAGGCAGAGGGCAAAACCCCCUCACAAAAACCAAAAGUGGAUCUCCCCAAGUCCCAGGUGAGUCAUGUAGAUGCAACACUGCAGAUGCUGAUGAGCAUCCACUCUUUUUUUUUAAGACCGCACCCAUGGCAUAUAGAAGUUCCUGGGCUAGGGGUCUAAUCGGAGCUACAGCUGCUGGCCUGUAGCUAUAGCAACGCCAGAUCUGAGCCAGGUCUUCAAACUACAUCAGCGCUCACUGAGACACCAGAUCCUUAAUCCACUAAGUGAACCAGGGAUUGAACCCACAUCAUUAUGGAUACUAGUUGGAUUUGUUUCCACUGAGCCACAACAGGAACUCCUGGAUCACAGAGGUUUUUUAAAAACUACCUAGAUAAUAUUCAGCCAUUAAAAAAAGAUGGAAAUAUUGCCAUUUGCAAAGUCUUCCCAUAGACUUUGAGGGCAUUAUGCUAAGUGAAAUAAGUCAGACAGAGAAAGACAAAUACUAUGUGAUAUUGAUAUGUGGAAUCUGGAAGAAAAAAAACUGCGAUAACCAAGCUCAUAGAGAAAGAGAUCUGAUGUGUGGUUACCAGAGGCCAGGGGUGGGGGUGGGGGAAUUGGAUGAAGGUAGUCAAAAAGGCACAAACUUCCAGUAAUAAGAUGCAUAAAUUCUGGGGAUACAAUGUACAGGAUGAUUUUAGUUAACGCUGCUGUGUGGUAUAUUUGAAAAUUGCUAAGAGAGUUCCCACUGUGGCUCAGCGGGUUAAGGAUACGGCAUUGCCGCAGCUGUGGCAUAGGUCACAGCUCUGGGUCAGACUCAAUUCUGAAGGAAGGAAGGAAGGGAGGAAGGAAAAGAGAAAGAAGGAAAGAAAGAAAGAAAGAAAGAAAGAAAGAAAGAAAGAAAGAAAGAAAGAAAGAAAGGGAAAGAGAGAGAGAGAGAGAGAAAGAAAGAAAGAAAGAAAGAAAGAAAGAAAGAAAGAAAGAAAGAAAGAAAGAAAGAAAGAAAGAAAGUUGCUAAGAAAGUAAAUCUUAAGAGUUCUCAUCAGACCAAUAACAAAAACCCAUUUUUCUUUUUCUUCUUUUUCUUUCGAAUCUAUAUGAGAUGAUAUUAACGAAACUUAAUGUGGUAAUAUUUCACAAUUUAUGUCAGUCAAGUCCUCAUGCUGUACACCUUAAAUUUAUACAGAGCUGGAUGUCAAUUAUAUCUCAAGAAAACUGGGGCAAAGCACGCAAAUGCUUAUAUACACCCCCCCUCGUGGCCACGUUGACACUCAAUAUUUGGAAACACCCUCUAUGCCCUGACACACAUACGCCCUAUCAAAAGCACAGAGAGGCAGUUCCUGUUGUGGCUCAGCGGUAAUGAACCUGGUUUGUAACCAUGAGGAUGUGGGUUCCAUCCCUGGCCUUGCUCAGUGGGUUAAGGAUCCGGCGUUGCCAUGAGCUGUGGUGUAGGUCACUGAGGCUGCUCAGAUCUGGCGUUGCUGUGGCUGUGGCGUAGGCUGGCAGGUGCGGCUCCAAUUCGACUGUAGCCUGGGAACUUCCAUAUGCUACAUGUGCAUCCCUAAAAAGGAAAAAAAAAAAAAAGGCGCAGAGACAAUGACACACACAUGAACACUCAGAGACAAUGACACACACACACAAACACUCAGACAUUCGUGCAUACCCAGGUCCACCUCACCCCCUGGUCUGUCCUUGUUUCUCUGAAGACCCCUCACGGCACUCCUCAGCUCUUUCUGAGAAUGUCUUGUCCAGCCAGGGUGAGAGGCUUAUAGGGCAGGGGAGGUGGAGGGGAGUCCCACGGGGUCCCCGGGCUCCCCCUGCCCCAGCCCCCAGCUCCCAUCAGCUGAUGGAUCUGGCAGCCCCUGAGGACAGUCUCCGCCCCUCUUGCUGGCAGCCCCAUCCUGGCAGGGAUUCCCAGCCGAUCGCCUUCUUCAGCCUGCUGUUCACUCACACUCUCGCACGCACACACGCACGCACGCACGGCCCCAUGGCUAGCUCAGCCCUCAACCACUCCUGGCCAGCCCUCUCCAAGUUCUGGCCGAAGCGGUGGGCCUUCAAGAGAGGAUCUGAGUCCAAGCCAUGUGCCCAGCCCUUUGACUCUGGAGCUGCAGACUCCGCCACCAAGAGCAGCAGUGGACGCUGGAGGCCAGAGUGCCCAGACUUCUCUGCCAUGGGGGAUGAGCAGGAGGAUGGAAUUCCAGGGCCGCUCGGCAAGAGUGCAGAGGACCUCAGCCUGGAUCUGGGGGCCCUUCAGGGCAGCGUGUAUCUCCAGGACCUGGGCCUGGAGGUCCCUUCACCCAGCCAACCUGGAGGAGCCGGGGGCAGCGGCACCCCUAGCAAAGAAGUUGGAACAGACUCACCCUUCUCCUCCUCGGCUGGAUCCCAGGGCCUGCAGCGGAGACGCAGCUGGGAGAGGUCACGGAGCUGCUCUGAAACCUGGCAGAGGCUCAGCCUUGAUGCCUCAGCUGAGACCCAGGGGUCCUGUCUCCCCAGGACACUGGCCAGCCUGGCCCUGAACUUGCCAGAAGAGGGCCUACAGGCUUGGACCCAAGCGUGUCUGCCUGGGGGCAGCACCCCCAUAGAGCAACCGAGCAAGGAAUGUGACAGCCCUGAGAAAAGAGUGAGAUCACGGUCAGUUCCCAUGUCCUUCGAUGAGAUCAACUCCCUAGAAAUCUUUCCCGCUUUGGAAGUGCCUGCUCCAGCUGUUCAAGGCUUGGCUCCACCGGUGCUGGAGUGCAUGGAAAAAGACCACGUGGAGCCGGAUCACGUGUUGAUUGUCCAGCAGGUGCUUCAAGAACUCCGAGAGUACCAUGGGGCCCGGCAGAGGGCUCGCUUGUCAGUCAGCCCCAGAGGGACCCAUUCGAACCUCACCUGGUUUGAGUUCCUGUCUGAGAGUGAGGACAGCGUGGGGAAGACGGAGAGGAGUGACAGGGGCACCAGGGUGAAGCGCAGACUGAGCUCUCUCCGCUGUCGAGUCACCAGGCAGAAGGAGAAGGGCAAGAGCCCAGUGCUUCUGAAGGACAAGAGUCAGGAUGCUCGAGAGAGGAAGGAAUGUGUCAACGGGCACCAGCUGGCUCGAGGAACCGUCUUUGGCCACUCCAGCUGCCCCCUGUGUGGCAAACCUUUUCUGAGCUCUGCAUCCCUGAAGGAGCACCCAAGGGCCACCCUCCUGUCCGAUGGCAGCCCGGGCCUAUCCAGGAAUGUCGGCAUGACGGUCUCGCAGAAGGGGGGUCCACAGCCAGCACCCAGCCUGGCGGGAACAGGGACGAGACUCGGACCAGUCACAGGAGAGAUGGAUGAAGCCGACUCUGCGUUUCUAAAAUUUAAGCAGGCAGCUGAUGACUCUGUUUCACUUACAUCUUCGAAUGCCGAGUCCAUUUUUGUAGAAGACCCCUACACUGCCUCGCUGAAGAGUGAGGUUGAAGCAGACGCCCACGAGUUCGAGGCCGAGUCCUGGAGCCUCUCGGUGGACCCAGCAUACAUGAAGAAACAGAAGAGGGAGGUGGUGAAGAGGCAGGAUGUGCUUUACGAGCUGAUGCAGACGGAGGCCCACCACGUGCGCACGCUCAAGAUCAUGCUGAAGGUCUACUCCCGGGCCCUGCGCGAGGAGCUGCAGUUCAGCCCCAAGGCCGUCAGCCACCUCUUCCCUGGCGCGGACGACCUGCUGGAGCUGCACAGCCACUUCCUGUCUCGGCUGAAGGAGCGCCGCCAGGAGUCCCUGGAGGAGGGCAGUGACCGCAACUACAUCAUUCAGAAAAUCGGGGACCUCCUAGUACAGCAGUUUUCAGGUGAAAUUGGGGAGAGAAUGAAAGAAAAAUACGGUGUCUUUUGUAGUGGCCACAACGAAGCCGUCAAUCACUACAAGUUGCUGCUGCAACAAAACAAGAAAUUUCAAAACUUGAUCAAGAAAAUCGGCAACUUUUCCAUCGUGAGGAGGCUUGGCGUGCAGGAGUGUAUUCUUCUGGUCACCCAGCGCAUAACCAAGUACCCCGUGCUGGUGGAGCGCAUUAUUCAGAACACAGAAGCUGGCUCCGAGGAAAACAAAGACCUGACCCAGGCCCUGAACCUCAUCAGAGACAUCAUCUCACAAGUGGACGCCAGGGUCAGCGAGUGUGAGAAGGGCCAGCGCCUCAAGGAGAUCACAGGGAAGAUGGACCUGAAGUCAUCCAGCAAGCUCAAGAAUGGGCUGACCUUCCGCAAGGAGGACAUGCUGCAGCGGCAGCUCCACCUGGAGGGCACGCUGUGCUGGAAGACCACGUCAGGGCGCCUGAAAGAUGUCCUUGCCGUCCUCUUGACGGACGUGCUUCUGCUGCUACAAGAAAAGGAUCAAAAAUACGUCUUUGCUUCUGUGGACUCCAAGCGCCCCGUCAUCUCGCUGCAAAAGCUCAUCGUGAGGGAAGUGGCCAACGAGGAGAAAGCCAUGUUUCUCAUCAGCGCCUCCCUGCACGGGCCUGAGAUGUACGAGAUUUACACCAGCUCCAAGGAGGAGAGGAACACGUGGAUGGCCCACAUCCGAAGGGCCGUGGAGAGCUGUCCGGACGAGGAGGAGGGGCCCUUCAGCGAGGCCCGCGCCAUGAGGCUGAGGGAAUUCCAAGAGCAACUGAACGUGAAAGACCAGCAGAUCGCACAGAGCCUCAGCGAGAAGCAACAGAUCUACCUGGAGAUGGCCGAGAUGAGUGGCCUCGAGGACCUUGCCCAGCCGCGGCUCCUCUUCCGGGGAGGAGACCCCCCUGGGAACCUGCAGGGGGAGCUGAUUCUCAAGUCAGCUAUGAGCGAGAUCGAGGACAUCCAGAGCCUGAUCUGCCGGCAGCUUGGCAGCACGGAAGACGGGAGUGGCUGUGGGGUCCUGGCCCGGAGAGUGGAGAGCUCCGGGGGCCACGACAGCGCGGGCAACCCCGGCAAGAAUGGCAGUUAUCAGAAGAAAGUCUGCAGCAGUGACCCAGGUCCCCGAGACCCACAGGGCCCCGCGGGCAGCCCAGACUGGAAGCUCGGCGACACCCCAGGGGCCUCGGAGGAAGCGCCGCAGGCGGGAGAGGUGCCAGGUGCAGAGCCUGGGCCCCGGCUGCCUGCUGUCGUGGAGUCAGAGCUUGUCCAUCGGAUCCAGACGCUGUCCCAGCUGCUCCUCAGCCUCCAGGCCGUCAUUGCCCAGCAGGACAGCUACGUGGAGAUGCAGAGGGCCACCAUCCAGGAACGUGAGAAGCAGUUCCGGCUGCAGUCGACCCGAGGGAACCUGCUGCUGGAGCAGGAGCGGCAGCGCAACUUCGAGAAGCAACGGGAGGAGCUGGCGGGCGUGCAGAAGCUGCAGGGCCAGCUGCGCCUGGAGCAGCAGCGCUGGGAGCGCGAGCGGGAGCACCAGCGCCGGGAGCUGGACCUGGCCUCGGCGCGCCUGCAGCAGCGCGAGAGCGAAUCGCGACAGCUGCAGGAGCGGCUGAGCCAGGAGCGCGAGGAGCUGGAGCGCCAGCGGGAGGCCUACCAGCACGACCUGGAGCGGCUGCGCGAGGCCCAGCGCUCGGUGGAGCGGGAGCGCGAGCGGCUAGAGCUGCUGCGCAGGCUCAAGAAGCAGAACACGGUGCCUGGGGCGCUGCCGCCUGAGGCCCUGGCAGAGGCCCAGCCCCCAAGCCACUCUCCCAGCUUCAACGGGGAAGGGCUGGAAGGGCCCGCAGCCCUAACCAAAGCGCCAGGGCCCCGAGUGAGCACGCUGCUGUCUGGCGCUGGGCCAGAGUACCUGGAUCGCCCGGAGGUCGCCCGCAGGGAUAGUGCCCCAGCUGAGGGCCGGCCAGCCAAGAGUGACGUGCCCAUCCAGCUGCUCAGUGCCACCAACCAGAUCCAGAGGCAGGCAGCCGUGCAGCAGCAGAUCCCCACCAAGCUGGCCGCCUCCACCAAGGGUGGCAAGGACAAGGGCAGCAAGAGCCGGGGCUCGCAGCGCUGGGAGAGCUCAGGUGAGUCGGACUGCCCCGGCUCCUCGCCUCUGGAGGUGGCGCUGGGAAGAAACCUCAAGGCGCAGCUGGUGUUGUGGCUGAGGCUGCCCACCCCCCACGGGGAGGUCUUUCACUUCAGAAGGCAAAAUAGAAACCUCAAUUCCGUGCUCCUUUUCCUGCCUUGGCCCUCAAAAGUGGGAUCCAGGACAAGGGGGCAUCUUGGUGAUUCAGAAAGGGGCCUUGGAAAUACUUGGGGAGUCAGGUGCCGUGGGCGGGGAGUCACAUCAACUGAUGCCAGCGCACCCCCACUGAGCUCCACUCUGCGCUGGUCCACGUUCAGUGGGUCCACUGGUGUCCUCACUCCACAGAGGACACACUGGGCGCUGGGGGAUGUGUGGAGGAGCAGGCGAGGCCCCCAGCCGAGAUCGGGGUACUCUUGUACCUGGAGCCAGGUCGAGUGCCCAGGCUGCGCCUUCUGCCCUCUUUCAGCCUCUUUUGACUUGAAGCAGCCGCUGCUUUUCAACAAGCUCAUGGGCAAAGAGGAGAACACGUCUCGGAACCGCCGCUCACUGAGUCCUGUCCUGCUCAGCUCCACACCCCCCUCAGACCCCUGCCUCCCAGCCCCAAACCCAGCCCCGGCUGACGUCCCCGCCGAGUACUUCUCUGUCAAGGCCUGGGGGGCAGCCUUCCCACCAGUGGCCCUGUCCUCCACACCACUGGACAAGGAAGAAGCCGGCAAGGAAGAUGUCAUUUUCUUCUAGAGGCUGUGGCUCAAGGUGCAGACCCCUCCCUGUGUUGUCGACCAUCGUGCUCUCUGGGGACCUGUGCCACUAUCCCUCUCCCCUUCCCAAACAGGCCUCUGCCACCAACUACUGGGCUGGGGCUGGCCUGCCAUCUGUAGGAUUAGCAGUGGUGCCUGGGCAACUUUGAAAACCUAUUUUUUAAUACAAAAAGAAAAGGUUUUAAUUGAAGCUGAACCGGAGCUAACCCACAGAGCUGUAAUCGCAGCGCCCCCGUGGGGAGAGGAGAGACCAACACCAGACUGUCUUUCCAAGAUAGUGACCGAGUGUGGUGGUUCCACAACGAGCACAGUGACAGGCCAGACCCUGACCUGAGGAGGUGCUGCCCCCCAGGUCAGGCACUACAGCCACUAGGAGACACUGGAGCAUGUCACUGUGGUACCAGACGGGGCCUGGUGAUGUUGGCUCUGUUUGUCCACAGAAUCAGGCAGAAUGGACUUCCAAAGCAGAGACUUGCGUGGGUUCGUGGUGAACUUCAAGGCCAGGACGCGAGCCCAGGCAAGGGGCAGCACACAGCUCUCCCAGGACAGAGCGUCCCAGGGCAGGGCGGCUGGAGAGUCCAGCCAGUGGCUCGCUGGCUAGCUCUGCAGGCCCUGUAGAAGCAGACACUCGCUGUGAAAGGGGCUGAUCUGGAAGGGACUGACUGCAACUCAUUUUCAUCUUGUGAAGGUUUUCAAAACCUGCUAUUGUCACACUCGGUGCUUUCCCGAGGGGCCUUACCAAGGUGGCAUGGUUCCACGGGCCUCUUGGACACUGGGCACCAGGGAAGCCAAGUCUAGAGCUUCAGCCAGGGCAGCACACCCUCUAGAGGGUCCCAACCCCAGGUGGAGGGUGCUCAGUGCCUAUGAGAUAGGCCAGUUUUUCCAGGGUCACUAGGGGGUAGCCCCCAGGGCUGGUGUCCCAGGACAGGGGCAGAUGUUAUAACAACUCCAGAGGUGGGGUGGAACACUAGAGGGACCACAUGUGGCCUGGUUGGUGGCUGUUGCCAGUGAGCGCACAGAUGGCUGCCAUGAGGGCACCUCAUGUCCAGUGGGUUGUCGAACCAUAUUGUCCACCCUACCCCACCCCACCCCAGGAGGGCAAGGGCCACCAGUCCAGCUGCUCAGCCAUGGGUGUCUGGAAUGGUGUCACAUGUCCAGGAACAGCCUGGUGUGGCAGUGGAGUCAGACCCAUGUUCUGCCCUGGCCAAAAGCAAGGCUGGGUGCCAGGGUGGGGAAGGGGCACCCCAAGCCCCUCAUGGGACUUGGAACCCAGUAUCUCCAGAAGCAUUGGUGGGAGGUCUGGGUCCUGGGCGACACAGCCAGCCGGUGACAGGGAGCUGACAGUGGUGCCCGGCGUCUCCCGAGCUGGGCUCUGCCUCCUCGGGAACCGCCCUGACCUCACCCUUGGCCACCGGCCUUUGGCCCCAGCAGAGAGCAAGGAGCAGCGCCCCGCCCCGUGCACGUCCGGACUAUCUGUGCCAUGUCUGUGAUCAGUGUUUGUGUUUUGUACUGAGACUGAGAUUCACUGGAGCACUUUAGAAAAGUUGACUUGACUUUAAGUUCCUGUCCUGUCAUGAAGAGGAGCUUCUGGGACCGUGCACCUCCACCCAUGGGCUCUGUGCAGACCCUCCAAGAUGACUCCCCGGGUGAUAAGCAGUUCAAGGCCACGGGGUGGAAGCCAUCUGAGGAGGUUUCUGGGUGGUGCCAGCAGCAGGGCGGUGCCCUGGGCACCUCACCAGGACCCAGAGGUCACUCAUGGGUAGAGCCCAGUCUUAUUUGUCAAGUUGGGGGCCGAUGUUCCUGUUUCUGAGGGAUCUGUACACGUUUUUGUUCAUCGUGACUGUGAUCUUAGUCCACCCACAAUUGUUUUUCCAGUGAUUGCAGCAUCUCCUCACUGCAGGGCAUUGCAGAACCGCCCUAGAACUUAAGACCUGACUCUAGCAAUAAAGUGUCCAAGAUGAGCAUACUGAA